AUGGCGGUCGCAUACGGAAACCCUUACCUACUGUCCAGAACGCAGACCGCGCCCAUGGGAGGUGCCAAUGGUGACAGGAACAUGAGUGGUGGAGGCGGCGCAAGGAUCAACGGCGUCAACAGCGGGCAGAAUUCGCUGGUACACUCCCAGAGCCACACCACUUCCAACUACUCCAUGCAGAGCCAGCCCAGCAGUAGGAGCAGCGACAACAGCGGCCUCUUUCCCCCACCGCCCGUCAUCGGCAUGCCGACCCCUCCGAAUGGCGGAGACGUCACAGCGACGGACAACAUCAUGAACACCGUCGCCGACGCCAGCAGCUCUCUCUUCCAGAUCUGUGUGUCGCUGCGACAGCGGCUGAUGGGUGUACCUGGCUUCGAAGACUGCCUGAGCGAGAUCGAACAAGAUGCGGACGACGACACUGAUCCAGUGACGGUCCUAUGGCGCACUUUUCGGCAAGGCUACCCUCUCGUCCUUCUAUACAACACAUUGAAGCCCGACAAGCCGCUUGAGGUACCGAAGAAUGUUAAGGAGGAGAAGAAAGGCAAGGCGGCCACGUUCAAAUUUCUGCAAGCUUGCAUGAACGUGCUCAAAUUCCCGCAAGAAGAGAUAUUCAUCAUCACAGAUCUGUAUGCGGACGACACAACGGGGUUUGUGAAGGUGGCGCGUGUGGUGAAUCGGGUCCUGGAUAUACUAGUUGCGCAAGGCAAGAUCGAGGAUAUAAGACCCACAGCGUCCGACUUUGAGCAAGCAGCGAAAGGCAUGAAGCGCAGCCAGCGCCAGCAUAUCGUCCACGAGCUCGUCAGUACAGAGAGAACAUAUGUCCAGCACCUCGAGCACCUGCAAGCCCUGAUGAAGCUUGUUGAGGCGAAAGGAAUCAUCCCUGGUGAUGCGAUCCACGACAUCUUCCUCAACCUGAACAGCCUUCUCGACUUCCAGCGCCGCUUCCUCAUCCGAGUCGAACAGACGAAUCUCGAACCCGAGGACCAACAGAACUGGGGCAAGGUCUUCCACAUGUACGAGGAUGCGUUCAAGGUGUACGAGCCGUACAUUGCGAACCAGAAGAAAUGCGAAAAGACGGUCGUGGCCGAGUAUCCGAAAUUGGCAGCCGGCACGGUCGACGCCCCUCGCCAAGUCAAACAGAUGGUCGAAUCCUCCACUCAACUCUACGGCUUCCUCAUGAAGCCUUUCCAACGCCUAUCGAAGUACCCGCUCUUGCUAGACGAUCUGUAUAAGAAAGGCGACCUAGAUGAGGGCCGGAAGGAAGAUCUUUUGAUUGGAAAGCAAGUCGCGACUGAAGUGCUUGGACGGACUAAUAAAGCUGUCGAUCGCGAGGAGAAGGCCGAGGCGGUGCAGGAGUUGAAGAUGCGUGUGGAGGACUGGAAGGGUCAUCGCGUGGAGGGGUUCGGGGAGUUGUUGUUGUAUGGGACGUUUACGGUGUUGAAGAGUGAGACGCAGGGGAGUGGGAAGGAUGGGGAACGUCAGUACCACGUCUACCUCUUCGAGACCAUCCUCCUCUGCUGCAAAGACAUCGACCUCUCGAAACCGAAGAACAAACUCUCCAACAAACAGCUCGUCGACAAGCGCGGCAAGCCGAAACUCCAGCUCAAGGGCCGCAUCUUCAUGCAAAACGUCACCGACCUCGUCUCGCUCACGAAACCAGGUAAGAACGCCAACAGCGACCCUUUUCACAUCCUCCGCGUCAAGAAGAGCGGUGGCGAUCCGAUCUUCUGGAAGGGCGACCCGUCGAUCGAGAACUUCAUCAUCCGCUUCACCACCGAGGAUGCGAUGAAGAAGUGGGCUCAACAAAUUGAGUCGCAGCGGAGGCGGUAUCGGGAUCGGUCUGGCUCGCAUCGGGCGUCGGAGUCUGGGAGGAGUGGGGGAAUGGGGACGAGUGCGACGGAAUUUGAUUAUAUGCGCACGCUUGGUGGGCAGUUGGAGAAUCCGUAUGCUGGGCGGUAUGAGGAAGAUGAGGAUGAGGAGGAAGAAGAAGGGGAUGUGGGGACCGCACUGCCGGGGAGGCAGUAUCCUUAUAACGGCGAUUUUGCAAACAGCAGAAACGCCAGCUCGAGCAGCUUACGGAGUCGCAGCACGACUGGCGAAAGUGGGAUGACGCCUCUUGCGGGACCGCCAGGAAGUGGACGACAACAAGCUCCACGCUUCCCGCCUGGUGGUAUGCCGCCCGGCAAUCCUCUAGCUCUUCGUACAAGAGAGCUGGCAGGUAUGCAUGCGCACAGCCCGAGCGGCGACGCUGGACCGAACGACAGCUACUUCAGCCCCAUCGAGGGCUCGCCAAGCCAGCUGUCAAGCUCACGGACGAGCGCGAGUUCAGGUAUGUACCCGUUCCCGCGGCAGCAGGUUCCGCCAAGUCAGUACUACGAAGAGGGGCAUGGCCAUGGGACGAGAUUCACUGCACCUGCUAUGGGGCGGCAGCGGGAGGUCAGUGGCGGUAGCACUGCGAAUGGAUACGGGCCGCAGAAUGGUUAUCCUCCUCAUCCGCAGAGUGGUGGCUACCCCCAGCAGAACGGCUAUCCGAACGCACGGCCUGGUCCAGGGCCUCAGAGACCGGGGAUGGGAAUGCACUCAGCGCAGCAGAUGCCUGGCCCCCCACGGAAUCGCAGCGCCAGCAGCCCCGACAUCCACAACAACCCCCGCGGCGUGCGAACACCCGUCGACGCCCCACCUCCUCCGCAAGUCCCAGACAUGCCACUCCCGUACCAGCAGAACCCACACAUGAUCCCCCGCAGCCAAAGCAACUCCCCCAACAUGGGCAUGCCACCCCAGCGCGGCAUGAGCCCGCAGAUCCAACAACAGCUCCAGCGCGAACGCUCCUACACCCCGCAAUCCCAAUACCAACAGCAGCAGCAACAACAGCAACAGCAAUACACCGUCUCCCCCCGCGGCGGCGCCUAUCCCCCCUCCACCGCCUCCGGUCGCGCCAUGACCCCUCUCCAAGAGCACUCCCGCUCCCGCUCCCCGCCCGCGCACUUCCAUACCCAGACCUCCGCGCCCGCCACUCUCCAACAAAACUCCAACGCUCUCGAAACCCCAACCCAACUCAAAGUCCGCGUCCACUGCGACGCCGCGUCGCAAGUCCUGACCCUCGUCGUCCCGCUCAACAUCACCUGCCAAUCGCUCAAAGACCGCAUCGACGCCAAGCUGCAGCGCAGCACCAUGCUUACCCUUUCCGAGAAAGUCCCCGGAAGUGGGGCGAGGGAAGGGCAGACGGUGGUGCGGCUGAAGUUCAUGGACGACGGGGAUUUCGUGAGUAUUCAGAGCGAUGACGAUGUGCAGACGGCUUUUGAGGGGUGGCGGGAGCGGUGGGAGGGGGCGGCGGGGGAGGUGCAGGCGCAGCAGGGGGGUGGGGGGAUGGGGGAGGUGGAUUUGUUUUGUAAAUGA
Molecule: messenger RNA, 3396 nt
Organism: Saxophila tyrrhenica
Lineage: Eukaryota; Fungi; Ascomycota; Dothideomycetes; Mycosphaerellales; Extremaceae
Gene: CDC24
Product: Guanine nucleotide exchange factor for Cdc42p
Exons: 3
Coding region: 1-3396 (1131 amino acids)
Biological process (GO): establishment of cell polarity; septin ring organization
Cellular component (GO): division septum; mating projection tip; cytoplasm
Molecular function (GO): guanyl-nucleotide exchange factor activity
Source: RefSeq, a predicted model, not a curated record